Drosophila pseudoobscura is the source of this 2262-nucleotide messenger RNA. It is a transcript of the gene TkR86C, whose product is annotated as Tachykinin-like receptor at 86C. NCBI's taxonomy places the organism in Eukaryota, Metazoa, Arthropoda, Insecta, Diptera, Drosophilidae. Gene Ontology annotation, cellular component: plasma membrane. The record is from RefSeq and is a predicted model, not a curated record. Bases 1 to 1518 code for a protein of 505 amino acids. Gene Ontology annotation, molecular function: tachykinin receptor activity. The transcript is spliced from 8 exons. Gene Ontology annotation, biological process: G protein-coupled receptor signaling pathway.
AUGUCGGAGAUUGUGGACACGGAGCUGCUGGUGAACUGCACCAUCCUGGCGGUGCGGCGCUUCGAGCUCAACAGCAUCGUGAAUACCACGCUCCUGAAUAGCUUCAAUCGCACGGAGGUGGUCAGCCUGCUGGCGGGAUUCAUCGAGAACCGGGACAAUCUCGAGAGCAUCGACGAGGCAAAAGACUUUCUCACCGAGUGCCUGUUUCCAUCGCCGACGCGUCCGUACGAGUUGCCAUGGGAGCAGAAAACGAUUUGGGCCAUCGUUUUUGGCCUGAUGAUGUUUGUGGCCAUUGCCGGCAAUGGAAUUGUACUCUGGAUUGUAACAGGACAUCGCAGCAUGAGAACGGUCACAAAUUACUUCCUGCUGAACCUUAGCAUCGCCGACCUGCUCAUGUCCUCGCUGAACUGUGUCUUCAAUUUCAUAUUCAUGGUGAACUCCGAUUGGCCAUUCGGCUCCAUUUAUUGCACCAUCAAUAAUUUUGUGGCCAAUGUCACGGUCUCCACAUCGGUCUUCACACUCGUGGCCAUCAGUUUUGACAGGUACAUCGCCAUUGUGCAUCCGCUGAAGCGUCGCACGUCCCGUCGGAAGGUACGAUUCAUUCUGGUGAUGAUCUGGGCCCUAAGCUGCGUUCUGUCGGCCCCCUGCCUUCUCUACUCCAGCAUCAUGACCAAACACUACUAUAAUGGAAAAUCGCGAACUGUUUGCUUCAUGAUGUGGCCGGAUGGACGCUAUCCCACUUCGAUGACGGACUAUACGUAUAAUCUGAUUAUAUUGGUGCUGACAUAUGGUAUACCCAUGAUUGUGAUGCUCAUCUGCUACUCUCUGAUGGGUCGGGUGCUGUGGGGCAGUCGAUCGAUUGGCGAGAACACGGACCGGCAGAUGGAGUCGAUGAAAUCCAAGCGGAAAGUGGUACGCAUGUUCAUAGCGAUUGUGUCGAUAUUCGCCAUCUGCUGGCUGCCCUACCAUCUGUUCUUCAUCUAUGCGUACCACAAUAAUCAAGUGGCAUCCACAAAGUACGUGCAGCACAUGUAUCUGGGAUUCUAUUGGCUGGCCAUGUCCAACGCCAUGGUGAAUCCCAUCAUCUACUAUUGGAUGAACAAGAGAUUCCGCAUGUACUUCCAACGGAUCAUUUGCUGCUGCUGCGUGAGCUUCAGCCGCCAUCGCUUCGACUCGCCCAAGAGUCGUCUGACGAACAAAAAUAGCUCCCAUCGUCAUACAAGAGCCGAAAACAAGAGCCAGUGGAAGCGCAGCACCAUGGAGACACAGAUCCAGCAGGCACCGCCGACCACCAACUCCUCGAGGGGGGACAACCGUCGGCCGGUGUCCAUGAAGAGCAGUCUCAACCGCACGGCAGUGGAGUGCAUCAUGGAAAAGCCGGCAGCGGACGAUAAUAGCUCUAACCUCUGUCUAUCCAUCAACAAUAGCUUGGGGGAGCGGCAGCGCGUGAAAAUCAAGUACAUCUCCUGUGACGAGGACAAUAAUCCCGUGGAGAGCGGUCCUCCCAAGCAGCUCUGAUGUUGUUGUCACAUGCCCAGGCCCCCGAAGAGACAAUGAAUUGGUUUCGCUGCAUAAUGUACAUAGAAAUAUCCCCAGAACCAACCCCUAAUAUACCCUGUAGUCAAACUCGAAUUUCCGGUUGUCAACGAAAAGCAGGCGAAAAACUCUUUUCGAAAGAAAAAUCAAUUUGUAAAAAGUACUGUGUAUACUAGAGCCCUGCAUGAACAUGCACACACGGUCGAAUAUACCCUCGAUGCCAGUAACCCAGAGGUACUUCGUUUCGGUUUCUCCGAUCACUUUGGGCAGCGCAGUCGCAGUUUUUCCAUUCCUUCAUUCUUUUCCUCUUCAGCAAGAACGCGACUGAACCGACCACACGAGCAUCGCUGCUAAAGAGCGAAAGAGAGAGAGCGGGGCAUUGUGUUGCUUUGCCUUCUCGUAUUUAUCAGCCGACAGAUCAACCCCGAAGGCAAAAACAAUUUUGCAUCGUUUAUCUUCGCUCUUGCGGCGACGAUUGCAUACACGAGUAUUGGUACUCGUAUAUAUGUAUUUUGAGUGGUUUAUCAGACUUGCAAGCUCUGAUUCAUCACUCAUUCUUUUCGAGUGGGGAAGUUCAUGCAGGGCCUGUCUACCAUCAUCACCAUCGAAGAGCUGUAAGAUUUUAAUUGUUGUAAACAUUUUAGGCUAAGCCACGUUUUAUGUACAUACAUAUAUAAAUAUAUAUAUCUGAUAAUUGAUAAAUAAAUAUAUGUAUGUAAAUAUCUA